AUGACCCUUGAGUCCUGUUAUACCCUAUGUGUCAGAGUGCAGCACGAUCAGUGGUUUAGACCCCGUCGCAGACAGCAAAACCAAGCUACUCCCCCUCUGAGUAAUGGUAGCUCACCGCCACCCGCUAGUGCCCAGGUUCCUGACCCACCAUCAGUGCCAGGGCCAGAAGAUGGAGUUAGAGGAAGGAGAAAACUGUCCAAAGACCUCCUGCGCAGAAUAAACACUACAGAAAAGUCUGUGUUUAUCGCUGAUAAAGGUGGGGUGCAGGUGUCCUCAGAACUGCAGAUAGAGGAUGGCAUGAUUCAGCUCUUUGUGGAGAAGGCAGAAAUUCAUGACCUAAAGCUGUUUGUGGAGAACACGGGUCAGGCGGCCGUGUAUUUCACAUACUACACUGCUCUUCACUGGAUUCAGUAUUUCACUCUGGAAGACAGCAGAAGAGUCACACGCAACAAUCCACUCCGUCUGGAGCCAAGUGAGAAAUAUGAGGUGACCUUAAGAUUCAAAGCAGAACAAAUAGGAGUUUAUCCAGCCACUCUGGCAUUUGAGUUCAAGGAAAACACCCAGCCCGCCACCCAUCCUUUCCACAUUGUUCGGUUCAUUCAGGCAGAAUACAGAUCUGAGCUUGCAGCUCUGCUGGGUCCCGAAGAACCAUUCAGACCUAAGAGGCUUGAGACAUAUGAACCUGCGUGGUGCAACAUAGAUGAGGGAGAUCCACCUGAGAGUUCUGCCCGAAACCUUUUGAAGUUUGUGGUGCCACUGGAUUACUACACUCGUCCUUCUUACAUCUCUGACUUAGCAGAGGUCCUAAAAGGCAACCGUUCUUCCCCGAGGCGCCAGGAACAGAAGUCACUGCUGGAGAGUGAUCUGAGUUUUCAUAACUAUAUGGAGCGCUUUGAUUUACUGCUGUACCUAGAGGAGGAUCAAAUGUGUCUGGACAUCAAGAGGUAUGACAAAAAGGAUGUGUCCAUGGUGAAGGACCAUGAGAACAAACGACUACUGGUCUUAGAGGCGAGUGGCAGUGUUUUACUGACUCUCCCUGGCGUAUCAGAGAACAGACCAUCAGUCCUGAGGGGAGAUCAUCUGCUUCUCACCAAGAGUGAGGAGGUCGAACUCUCAACUGUGACCAAAUACAAGGGCUACGUCCACAGAGUAGAACUGGAUCAGGUCAAACUGAACUUCUCUAGAGGGCUGCUUGACAGUUUCAUAGAUAAUAUGAAAUUCCGUGUGGAGUUCACAGUGAAUCGUCUCCCAUUAAGACUGCAACACAGAGCAGUACACAUGGCGGUCCAGCACGAGCUCAGAGAUGUGCUGUUCCCUGUGGGCUCAAGGGACGUAACCCCUGCGUCUCCAACUACACUGAGGCUUUUUGAUCAAAAGCUGGACAAUAACCUUGAACAGAAAACUGCAGUAUGUAACAUUGUAGCCGGUACGUCCAAGCCGGCUCCGUACUUGGUGUUUGGACCUCCUGGCACUGGUAAAACUGUCACGAUAGUGGAAGCCAUCAAACAGGUGGAGAAGAAUAUACCUGAUGCCUAUAUCCUAGCUUGUGCUCCAUCUAACAGUGCAGCUGAUCAACUGUGUGAAAAGUUGAUCACUAGUGAACAUGUUGAUUCACGGAAAAUAUACAGACUUUAUGCUAGUUCACGCAACCCAAAAGUUAUCCCUAAAGUCCUAGAGAAAAACAGUAAUGUGGAGGGAGACCACAUUAUUUUCCCACGUAAAGAGACUCUAGUGUGCUACAAGAUCCUGGUCAGCACUUUGGUCACCGCAGGCAGGCUGGUCAGUGGGGGUUUUCCUGUGGGUCAUUUUUCGCACAUCUUUGUGGAUGAGGCAGGACAUGCUGUGGAGCCAGAGACCAUCAUCAGUGUGGCAGGACUGCUGAAUGCAAAAACUGGACAGCUUGUUUUGGCUGGUGAUCCCAAGCAGCUGGGGCCAAUCUUGAGAUCUCCUUUUGCCAUUAAAUAUGGACUUGGACUUUCCUUGCUAGAGAGGCUGAUGACACAGAAUGAACUUUACCAGAAAGGCACUACAGAAUACGACAGCCGUUAUGUAACCAAACUGCUGCAGAACUACAGGUCUCAUCCAUCCAUUCUGAAGAUUCCUAAUGAGUUGUUCUAUGAUGGGGAGUUGGUGGCAUGUGCAGAUAAGAUCAUCUCCUGCCAGUACUGCACCUGGGAGCACCUGCCAAAAAGUGGAUUUCCUGUGAUUUUCCAUGGAGUGAUUGGAAAGGAUGAGAGAGAGUCAAACAGCCCCUCCUUUUUCAACACUUCUGAAAUUGAUAUCAUGAUCGACUACCUGAAGAAGCUCCUCCUGACACAGGCCAAGAAGGGCAUUGCAAAAAUCUCCCCCAAAGAGAUUGGCAUUAUAGCCCCCUACAGGAAACAGGUGGAGAAGAUCAGGAAGGCCAUCAAGAUGCACAGGGAGCUUAAAUCCUGUUCGGGCAUUGAGGAGCUGAAGGUUGGUUCUGUGGAGGAGUUUCAAGGCCAGGAGAGGAAAGUGAUCAUUGUGUCAACUGUUCGCAGUGACAAGAAACACAUAAUUUUGGAUGAAACAUUCAGCAUUGGGUUUCUGAAGAAUGAGAAGAGAUUCAAUGUGGCAGUGACGAGAGCAAAAUCCCUGCUCAUCAUGGUGGGAAACCCCAUCAUUCUACAGACAGACGCAACCUGGGGCAGAUUUAUUCAUUACUGCAUUGAGAAGGGAGGUUAUACUGGAUAUGAUAUUUCCAAUUUGGAGGAAACAGAGGCGGUUGUUGAGCGCCUGCUCGCUCUAAACAUCCAUGAGGAGACCAUAGUGGCAAAGAUCAUCUCCUCGCUGACUCUGCAAGCAAGAAGCCAAAGAAGGAAGAAGCUGUGA
Sinocyclocheilus grahami is the source of this 2853-nucleotide messenger RNA. Its product is annotated as putative helicase mov-10-B.1. NCBI's taxonomy places the organism in Eukaryota, Metazoa, Chordata, Actinopteri, Cypriniformes, Cyprinidae. The record is from RefSeq and is a predicted model, not a curated record. Bases 1 to 2853 code for a protein of 950 amino acids. Gene Ontology annotation, molecular function: 5'-3' RNA helicase activity; RNA binding. The transcript is spliced from 21 exons.